GCACUCUGGCACUAGUAGCUGUCCACAGCGGACCUCUUCAUCAUUCACUGGGAGUAAGAAAAGCAGCAGAGCAACAGCCAACAUGCCAGUUGAUUUGAACGGAUAUUGGAAAAUGAUUUCCAGUGAUAACUUCGAGGAGUACCUGAAGGCUCUUGAGGUAAAUGUUGCCAUCAGGAAAAUCGCCACCUUGUUGAAGCCUGACAAGGACAUUGUCCACGAUGGGGACCACAUAAUCAUCAAAACCCUCAGCACCUUCAAAAACUACAACAUGGACUUCCAUGUGGGCAAAGAGUUUGAGGAGGAUCUGUCUGGAGUGGAUGAUAGGAAAUGCAUGACCACCAUCAGCUGGGAGGGAGACAAGCUGGUGUGUGUGCAGAAGGGAGAGAUUGAAGGAAGAGGCUGGACACACUGGGUGGAUGGAGAUGAGCUUCAUCUGGAGCUGAGAGCUGCAGGAGCUGUUUCCAAGCAGUUAUUCAAGAAGACCUAAACUUAUUGAACAAGACGUCGACCACGGCGGACAUCGGCUUACAGAGACACAGCAGACUCAUCCCAUGCCUCUGACAUCCCAUCAUAUUUUCACAAAAGAUCCAUUUAUAUUCCAUCAAGGCUGUUGCCUUACUCUACCAAAAGCCAAUUCAAAGGGUCGGAGGCAGUGUGUAUCAUGUAACAUCACAAAAUGCAAUACUGUAUAUCUGUCUCAAAGUGGGGGCUCUUUUGAUUAAUCAGUUUAGAUGUGUUGGAUGCAUGCAUACCGCUACUGUAGGGUUAGUAUGGUUGUAUCUGAAUGUGUUUGAGGGCAGUAAACUUCUUUGCUACCUUUGCUUAGUCUCCAGAAUGGAUAUCAGAUAUGAUGCUGUGUAUUUAUCCCUCCCAAUUCCUUUGGAAAUGUGCCAUUGAUAGUAAAAUGAAUCAAUCAAUAAAGUAAACAGCAAUUAUGUUAUUUGUCUUUUUCUUAGUGGUUAAACCUGCCAUUUCUUUUGUUAAUCCGACUUAUCCGAUUUGUAAAUAUUUGUUUGGCAGUCAUACAACGGACAAACCAUUAAAAAUGAUGUGUACUGUGUACUUGUGUACUGAAGUUUGUCAGGCCGACAGAUCAGCAGUUUGAAGCUCCUUUUAUUGUAAAAUGCCUUUUCAGACAUGCGCAAGGAGUCUGAGUGCCUCUCCUUGAGAAAUUCAGAGAGUGAAGUGAAGUCUGCGGAGCUGUGGCCAGACAACUCGAGCCACGCUGUGCUCUGAAUCAGCUAAUCUGUCAACUCACUUUAUGCAUUGCCAUUAGCAAUUGGGCAGUCACCUGUCCAACUCACUUGCUUAUUCUUUGCCGCUGCUCGCCCUGCUGUUCAGCCUCCUGCCGCCUCUUGUGCAUUCACUCCUCGCCAUCCCCGCCGUCUACCUGUGGGCUCUGUUUAUGUAUGGUUCCUCAGGGGGUUGUUAUUGAUCUCUCCUUGCUCUUGCUUUGGCUAGU
Cottoperca gobio is the source of this 1462-nucleotide messenger RNA. It is a transcript of the gene rbp1.1, whose product is annotated as retinol binding protein 1, cellular, tandem duplicate 1. Lineage: Eukaryota; Metazoa; Chordata; Actinopteri; Perciformes; Bovichtidae. Gene Ontology annotation, molecular function: lipid binding. The coding region runs from base 83 to 487 and encodes 134 amino acids. The record is from RefSeq and is a predicted model, not a curated record. The transcript has 4 exons.